Alexandromys fortis (reed vole) is the source of this 1596-nucleotide messenger RNA. It is a transcript of the gene Amn, whose product is annotated as amnion associated transmembrane protein. The record is from RefSeq and is a predicted model, not a curated record. The coding region runs from base 94 to 1476 and encodes 460 amino acids. NCBI's taxonomy places the organism in Eukaryota, Metazoa, Chordata, Mammalia, Rodentia, Cricetidae. The transcript is spliced from 12 exons. Gene Ontology annotation, cellular component: apical plasma membrane; endocytic vesicle. Gene Ontology annotation, biological process: intracellular protein localization; receptor-mediated endocytosis.
UCUGGGCGCCCCCUGCCCCUCAGCCCCGCCCGGUCACAUGGGCCCUCGGAGCAAAGUCCGCACCUGCGACGUGAGAGCCUUGGCGGCAGCAAGAUGGGCGCUCUGGGCCAAGUCCUGCUGUGGCUGCAGUUCUGCGCACUAACUCGGGCCGCCUACAAACUUUGGAUCCCCAACACCAACUUCGAUACUGCGUCCAACUGGAACCAGAACCGGACCCCGUGCGCCGGAGAUGCAGUCCAGUUCCCGGCGGACAAGAUGGUGUCGGUCCUGGUGCGAGACAGUUAUGCCAUCUCUGACAUGCUCCUGCCACUGGACGGGGAGUUCGUCCUGGCCUCGGGGGCCGCAUUCAGCGCUGCAGGAGUCGGCUCGGACCCGGCCUGUAACUCCGGAGACAAAGGCGCCCCGUUGCUCUUCCAAAAUCCCGACCGCUUCUCCUGGCUUGACCCACAUCUGUGGAGCUCUGCGACCCAGGCGAGUGGCCACUUCUCCGUGGACGCCGAGCGCGUGCCCUGCAGCUACGACGAUGUCCUCUUCCCGCGCGACGGAUCUUUCCGCGUGGCGCUCGGCCCGGACCCCAACCCGGUGCACGUCCGCAGCGUCUCGGCCGUGGGUCAGACGUUCACUCGCGACGAGGACCUGACGGCUUUCCUGGCGUCCCGUGAGGGGCGCCUGCGCUUCCACGGGCCGGGCAUGCUGAGAGUGGGCUCCCAGGCCUGCACCGACGAGUCGGGCUGCGUCUGCGGCAAUGAUGAGACGCUGCCGUGGAUCUGCGCGUCUCUGCUGCAGCCCCUGGGCGGCCGCUGCCCCCAGGCCACCUGCCUCGACCCGGUACUGCCCCAAGGACAGUGCUGCCACCUCUGCGGAGCUAUCGUGUCCUUGACCCACGACCCCACAUUUAACCUGGAGCUGUACCGAACGCGGCUGCUGGACCUCUUCCUGAAGCAGCCCCAGUACCAGGGCCUGCAGGUGGCUGUGUCCAAGGUGCUGCGCGAGGCCCACACCGAGAUCCAGGUGGUGCUGGUGGAGCCGGAACCCCAGACAGGCGCAGCGGGGCGGCUGGGCCACGUGCUCCUACAGGACGCGGUGGCACAAGGCGGCGACCUAGGCAUCCUGUCGGCGACUCUGCGGCAGUCGGGCAGGCCAGCGACAGGAGGUUCCGCGCUGGAUCAGGACCGGUCCGGGGCCUGGCUGGCGAGUGGCGUGGCGGCCGUGGUGCUGCUGGCACUGCUGGGGACGGUGGGGCUGCUGCUGCACCGCAGCGGGAGGCUCAGGUGGACAAGGCAUGAACAGGCUGAGCCCACAUCGGCGGGGCUGCCGCUGGGUUUCCGCAAUCCGCUUUUCGACGUGAUGGUCUUCAAGCAGCAGCCACAGCCCUCAGUGGAACAUCUCGGAUCAGCCCAGAAGGUGGACACCGACACCAACUUCAGCUACUUCGUUAACCCACUCUUUGCCGGGGAGGCAGAGGCAGAGGCCUGACCUUCUCUUGGGAGAGUCUAGGCCUCCAACCCGUGGAUUCUUCAUCCCCUCCAAGACACGACUUCUCUCUAUCAAGACGAAGACAGGCCUACCUUGUCUAAUAAAGGGCUGUUUGGGUUU